Truncatella angustata is the source of this 1764-nucleotide messenger RNA. RefSeq lists its product as uncharacterized. The record is from RefSeq and is a predicted model, not a curated record. The transcript has a single exon. The coding region runs from base 270 to 1682 and encodes 470 amino acids. Lineage: Eukaryota; Fungi; Ascomycota; Sordariomycetes; Amphisphaeriales; Sporocadaceae.
CACUGUGCAGUAUAUUGAUUGACGUCAGGUAUCUGGAACGGUGAUAACAUAAUUCGUCAAGGCAGUUUGAGCAGUGCACCGUUGUCUUGCGCGGGUAACAACAGAAUUGGCGGAGGGGAAACGAGCGAAGGCUGAGCAGAGUGUCCAGGACGGCUGACACCACGUCGUGCUGGGCUAAGACAGACGCGACAGGGACGCCCCUUUUUCUGGGGCUAGUCUCUCUCUCUCUCUUUCAGGGGAGUGAUAUACUGGGUGGCCUUGACAUCACGAUGGCACUAUCUGCUCAUGCGCACGGCGCGCUUAGGCAAAUGCUAGCACGCCCGCCAGGUACACGAUGUCUUGCACCCAAAUCGUGCUCGCAUACGGCAUUGCGACCAUUACGGAGAGCAUCAACGGGGCCUCCUAGACGCACUGCAUCAAAACCUAUGCCCGGUAAACCCAAGCCGCUUCCCUUUAGAUCCACAUCCUCGUCCAAAGACCCAGGACCCUCAUCGCCAUCACCAAGACCGAAUCCAGAACAUGAUGGUGCCGGCUUCAGCAGUGGCGCCCCACCCCCCAGAAAGUUUAGCAUAGCCGAGCUGGUCCGUACGCGCUGGAUAGCCCUCUUCGGCGCCGGCGCCGCGGCUCUCUGUCUCGGCUCGUUCACAGCUUCGUUUGUCUGGCUGAACAGCAGCCCGGCGCCCAUCUACUGUACGGGGCACGAGCCCGCCGUCCCCACAGGCCGCCCGGGCAUCCAGUCGCCCCUCGAGUUUGACCUGCACCUCGACAAGUCGGAGCACAGGUAUGGGAUCACCAAGCUUCGUCGCGAGCUGGGCGCGGAGGCCAAGGGCCACGUGCUCGAGGUCGCCGUUGGUACGGGCAGAAACCUCGAGUUCUACGACUGGGGAAAGCUGAUCGAGAGGUUUGUGUCCAGGGGAGAAAGGAACAAGGAUCUGCUCGAGAAGAGCGGAUGGGGGCGCGGCAAGAUCGAGGAUGUGCGGGAGAUGGAGAGCUUCACGGCCAUGGACGUCAGCGAGAGUAUGCUAGAUAUCGGACUUAAGCGGUUGAGGUCGGUGGUCCCGCACGGAUCGGAGAUGUUGCCGGCGAAGAAGCCGAUAUUUGCGGAUCUAGCCAAGGAUGAGGACGGAAGGUGGUGUCUAAGUUUGCUGGACGGAAAGGUGAGGAUACUGAAGGGCGACGCGCAGGAUGACCUGCCGAGGCCCAGGGUGUUGGAUGGCAGCAAGUACGAUACAGUGAUCCAGACUUUCGGCCUCUGCAGUGUGCGAGACCCGACGAAACUCCUCGAGAACAUGGCAGGCGUCGUGCGGCCGGAGACGGGACGCAUCAUACUGCUAGAGCAUGGGCGUAGCUGGUGGGAUCUAGUAAACGGGCUUUUGGAUCGUAGUGCCAAGGGCCAUUUUGAGAGAUUUGGGUGCUGGUGGAAUCGGGACAUCGAGAUGAUCGUCGAGGAUGCGCAGCGGAAGAUUCCAGGUCUCGAGGUUGUGGAGAUGAAAAGGCCCGGGUGGUUCAAGUUUGGGACGCAUUUCUGGAUCGAGCUCAGAGUGAGAGACGUGCAAGACGGAAAGGGGCAGAAGCCAGCCAAAGCGGUGCAUGAGUACGGCGAAGGUCGAUCAAGCUGGUGGGAUCCGGGCUCGUCUAUAUUGACACCAAAGCCUAAAGAUAUUGACGGAAAGAAGAAUUAAAUCUUGGUCUCGUAUUUACGAGAGGCUGUAUAAAAUCAUGUACUGUAAAGAAUGACAAGUGUGUUACGAUAAUUCUAUGUAC